UUGACGUUGACAGUCAGCUGUCAUGUGGCUGUCAUCUUCAUUGAUUAUUUUGGUCGUAUUGCGUGAAAAAAUAAUCAUUAAAUUUCAUAAAACUACAUCAAUUCUCCUUACCGAAAUCCCGUAUACGGGUUCGCAAAUACCAGCAGUUUAUCGCAGCGAGCUCCUGUACAGUUUCAUUGUGUUUCAGUAACCAUGCCAGGCACAAACCUCAUAGUACCCGUGGUACUAUGGGGCAAGCAUGCACCAACACACUGCAUAUCCUCAGUGUACCUAUCAAGAGACCAAAAGACAUUGGUCACUGGUUGCUAUGACGGUCAGAUAUGUAUCUGGCAAGUGGAACCAGAGACCCUGAAGAUGACCCCUAGGUGUCUGCUUGUGGGACACACUGCGCCAGUCACUUGUCUCUCGAGAGCUUCUAUUAUACAGGACAAUAACUUCAUAGUGAGUUCUUCAGAGGCCGGAGAGAUGUGCACUUGGGAUCUAGUUGAUGGAAAGUGCAGGGAGAGUGUGAAGCUCACACAAGUCCAUACCAAUAUACAGGCAUACCACAUGUGCAACAGUGAUGAUCUACGUCUCUUCUGCAAUGGCUAUUAUGCUGAAAUACUGAUCAUGGACCCCUUCUCUUUGGAAAUACUCUUUUCUUUGAGUUCUAAAAUGAACCCAGACUGGAUAUCUGCUUUGCACGUGCUACGGCCAUCUUCAAGAAAGGACGAUGUUGUUCUUGCGAUUUCUAUAACUGGUACAGUGAAGGUCUGGUCCCUACUCGGCCACGAAAACAAGCAAUCGGAGCCGAUAUACGAGAACGAAUCCAAACAGAUACGGUGUCUCAAUGCACUGUCGCUCAACUGUUGCGCUUACAACCAACGCACGGUCCUCAUCGUUUGCGCCAAAUACUGCCAGAUAUAUGACGCGGGGGAUUUCUCCGUCCUAUGCUCGAUCCAGGCUCCGUCUGGCGAACGUUGGAUGUCCGGCGACUUUUUGGCACCAGACAAAAUUCUUGUAUGGUCCACUGAAGGAAAGGGGUACCUUUAUAAACUGCCCGCCAACAAACUGCGUGGACGAGCUAUAAGUAGUUCUGUGCCAGAUCACAAGGGCUUCCACGGUCCUUCCGUGGAUCAUGACAGCCCUACGCUGUUUGGCAUACUUGCUCAUCCGGAUAAUAAGCUGCUGUCUUGUCCGCCUGCUAUGCGCUUCAUACUAACUUCAGUGGGAGGAAAACAGAGAAGAUUAUUGCUAAGGGGAGAUUCACAUGGAGUGGUUUCACUCUGGAACGUAGAUGAUGCGGUUUUGCCUCAAACCGGCCAGACCACUUCACAUGCGCCAAUCGUGUUAACAAGUCUGGAGAUGGCAUGGGCGGAAAUGAACCCCAGUCCCGUUGGAAUACUGGACCAGUUCAGCCAUCCUGAAGAACCAGAAAUAAAAUUGACCGCAUCGAUAUACCUUUUGGCGGCGAAUCGGUUAGUGGUGGGUCGCGAGGACGGCUCCAUUGUGAUCGUGAACGCGACGCAUACAGUUCAGUUGCAGUUACUACAUGGGAACCAUCAACAGCUGGAUGAUUUGCCUUUACACCAGCUUCUACUGGGUCACAACGGCAGAGUCAAUUGUCUUUUAUACCCACAUCACGUUCAUCACAGAUACGACAAAUCGCAUCUGGUCUCCGGUGGUAUAGAUUUCGCCGUGUGCCUAUGGGAUUUGUUCAGCGGCGCGCUGUUACACCGUUUUUGCGUCCACGCGGGGGAAAUCACACAGCUUAUUGUUCCCCCACUCAAUUGUAGUCCUCGGAUUCAGAAAUGCGUGUGCGCCGUUGCCUCCGAUCACAGUGUCACAUUAUUGAGUUUGGCGGAAAGAAAAUGCGUCACUCUGGCCUCUCGCCACCUAUUCCCAGUGGUGACCAUCAAAUGGCGACCACUAGACGACUUCAUGGUGGUAGGAUGUAGCGAUGGCACUGUUUAUGUCUGGCAGAUGGAAACCGGACACCUGGACAGAGUUUUACAUGGUAUGAUAGCGGAGGAAGUCCUCGCGGCGUGUGACGAAACUUUAGAGAAUGAAUUAGGUGGAGCCAUGACCUCUGGCACAGAUCUGCAGGGCUUGGCCAAUCCGGCAUUGCAUUUCUUCAGGGGCUUACGUCAUCGCAAUCUGAACGCGAUGCGCGCGGCCACGCAACGCGGUCUAGCCGCGUUGCAGGCGGCGGACCGCAGCGGGAAUGCCGGGCCGCUCGCCGAGCCUGCUCGAGCGCGCCGGGCUCCGCUCACCAUACAGGGCUUCCGGUCCAAUCCUGCGGACCCAGAAAGCCAUAUCCUGUUCUUCGAUAUUGAAGGCUUGAUCGUGGAAUUACUUAGUGAGGAGUAUUCAGCCAUGAGCCCAGCCAGUCUUGAGGCGGCUGGUCUAAUAACAAGCGAGUAUAUGAAGGUAGCAGCCCUAACUCAAUCUGCCAGCCCUGAUGCUGCUAAGCGGAUAUCCGACUUUUUCGGCCGUGUAAAAGACAAGGCUGGAGAUAUGGAACGGCUUUUGAAGGAAAAGGACAAACAUGGUAUCUUGGCAAAGAUGAAGGAGGGUGCUGAAACAAUGCAGACAAAGUUGCAGGCGAAAGCUGAACAAAUCAAGGCUCACUUGGAACCUAAAGAUGAAACCCCGACCAAGCGUAACCGUCCACGAGACAUGUCGCUGGCUGAACCGCCACACACCAUGGAAAUCGCGCAGAUCCUCAUAUCCUUGCUGCACGCCUGGGGCCUUGACCCUGACUUGGACAGGGUCUGCGAGUCCAAACUUGGCCUAUUACGACCCAUGGUCCCAGUAUGCUUCGGCGUGGUAUCCCGCCACGGUCACAUGGCAGUCCAGCUCCCCACCAGGCUGGGAGGCUGGGCUGAGGCGUGCGCGUCGGCGCCUGACGACCCUGUCCUCAUGACCUCUGACCUUCCCGCUGAGUUGGUUCGACAGGAAAAGUUGACCAGAUUGUUCACAUCCAAGCUACACUGGGAACUAAGCACCACCCUCACCACAAACCAUCUUCUGUCCAUCGUAGCUCUCGCUAAUACACUGAUGUCUAUGAGCAACGCAAGCUUCGUGCCAGAACAGGAGGUCGCUAGGAGGUUACACAGACCUACAACCCGCACCGCGUCCUGGACAGGUGACGAAGAACGUGAAGAACAAUUGGCAGCGCAACAAGCUCAUAUCAAACAAGGAUGGUCUCUUUUGGCCACAUUACAUUGCGUUUUGCUGCCAGACAAAGUUGUAGCAGCCGGCGCGAAGAGCUUCAAGCGUCCUCAAGUGGAGAUGCUGGCUCGCAGGUGGCAACACCACUGCCUCGAAGUCCGUGACGCUGCACAGGCUUUGUUGCUGGCGGAACUUGGCAGGCUGGGUCCCAAAGGGCGCAAGUCGCUAGUGGACAACUGGGCACAGUACCUGCCGCUGUACACUCACACAGAAAGCAUUAACCCCAACGCGGCGAAAAAGGAGCCCGUUGAGAAAGACGCUAGAGAUCAAGAAGAAGAAUUCGAGGAAGAGGAGGAAGACCAGAUUCGCAAGCCUUCGUCCAUAGCCGAGCUGAAACGCAAGCAAACCACUGCGGUCGUAUUACUUGGAGUGAUCGGUGCUGAAUUCGGACAGGACAUCGCGAGUGAAGGUGCUGCAGGCAAUAAGCGACGUAAAGAUGGCGACAGCAGAAAGAGUUCUAUUGUAGAAGGGUUCACACUUAGCGCCUCCAACAACCUAGCGCGGUUGACAGCCCUGGCGCUAACUCACUUGCUGCUAGCCGCCGGCUCGCCCCGCCUGCCUUCACACACGCCUCUUCGUCGCGCGGCCGUGGACUUGCUGGGUCGUGGGUUCGCGGUCUGGGAGCCAUAUCUCGACGUCAGCCAAGUGCUGCUCGGUCUUCUGGAAAUGUGCUCCGAUGCGGACAAGCUAGUACCAUCUAUGACGUAUGGCUUGCCAUUGACUCCGCAAGCCGAUUCCUGCCGCACCGCCAGACACGCGCUUACCCUUAUUGCUACGGCUAGGCCAGCCGCCUUUAUAACAACCAUGGCGCGUGAGGUGGCUCGCUGCGCCGCGGCGCCUGCGGGCGCUCCGCCCCUUCCUGCGGCUUUAGCGCUCCAGAGGGGACGAGCUGAGGUGCUGAGAGGCAUAGAGCUGCUUAUUGAGAGGAUGCAUGCUGAAGUUGCUGAACUAUUGGUUGAAGUGAUGGAUAUAAUCCUGCACUGCGUGGACCAGUCUCACCUGAAGAGCAAAGGCCUUAACGAAGUAUUUCCAGCCAUCUGCCGAUACAACCAGGUCUCACACUGCCCGGCCACCAGACGAAUCGCAGUGGGCAGUCACACAGGCCAACUGGCAAUAUACGAGCUACGUGCUGGUCGCUGCCAGUCACUGGCUGCGCAUACUGGCCCGGUAACCGCGUGUGCCUUCAGCCCCGACGGCCGGUACCUCGUGUCCUACGCCACUUCUGACAACAGACUCUCCUUCUGGCAGAGUACUGCCGGUAUGUUCGGGUUAGGCGCGGCGCAGACCCGCUGCGUGAAGUGCUACAGCACGGCGCCCAUGGCGGACGUGGCGCGGCUCAACCCUGCGCGGCUGGCGCGCCUCGUGUGGACCAACUCGCGGGCCGUCACGCUCAUGCUGGCUGACGGCUCCGAGACCAGGUUCAACGUGUAGACAGUGCAGAAGAUUGUAUCUAAGAUUCAAAUCUAUAGAGUGCACUUUGACUUUGCUCAGACUUAAGUUUCGCUACA
Messenger RNA from Maniola jurtina (meadow brown), 4721 nucleotides. It is a transcript of the gene Rbcn-3B, whose product is annotated as WD repeat-containing protein 7. Gene Ontology annotation, cellular component: cytoplasm. The transcript is spliced from 36 exons. The record is from RefSeq and is a predicted model, not a curated record. Gene Ontology annotation, molecular function: protein binding. The coding region runs from base 193 to 4644 and encodes 1483 amino acids. NCBI's taxonomy places the organism in Eukaryota, Metazoa, Arthropoda, Insecta, Lepidoptera, Nymphalidae.